GCGGCGCCCGUUUUCUACGUUGGUGUGCUUUACUUCCUUUUCCGGUGGUAACCGAGUGGGAUUUGCACACGCGGGUUUUUGUGUCCGGAGUUAUUGCUGAGGCCUAGAGAAGGCAGAAAUCCAAAAUGUCACGAUUUUUUGCUACUGGGUCCGACUCUGAGAGUGAGGAGUCCACUUCUGGAGACGAGCAGAUCGCAAAACCAGUAGGGACCACUUUUGCCAGACAACCUCUUCUGUUAAGUGAUGAUGAUGAAGAAACCAAAAGAGUUGUCCGUAGUGCCAAGGACAAACGGUUUGACGAGUUGACAAACAUCAUCAAAACUAUCCGAAAUGCUAUGAAAAUCCGUGAUAUUUCCAAGUGUCUAGAAGAGUUUGAGCAGUUAUGGAAAGCUUUCCAGAAGUCCAAGACUAUUGUGGACAAGGAAGGCAUUCCGAAAUUCUACAUCCGAAUUCUGGCAGACCUCGAGGAGUACCUUAACGAAAUAUGGGAUGACAAGGAGGGAAAGAAGAAAAUGAACAAGAACAACGCGAAAGCACUCAGCACACUGCGACAGAAAAUUCGCAAGUACAACCGCGACUACGAGAACGAAAUUACUGCCUACAAAGAGAAUCCGGAGCAGUCUGGUGAUGAAGACCACGAGGAUGAAGAAUCCUCAACAGAAGAAUCAUCCGGUGAUGAAGAUGAUGAUAUGGGAAUAAGUGCCAGCAGUUUCCUGAAGAAGAAAGUUGAGCCUCCAGUCAGUGAUAUGAAAAGCAAGUUUCUGAAGACUGCCAAGGAAGAGGAUGAGGAUGAAGAGGAAGAAUCUGAUGAUGAUGAAGACUGGGGUGAAGAUUCAGAUGAGUCUGACUCUGAGUCAAAUGAAGAUGAUACCAAGUACACCUCCUUGGCUGCUAAGUUCUUAAAGAAGACACCAGUGGAUGCUGAACCAAAACUUGAGAGUAAACGUGAAGACAAAGGCAGAAAGAAGCCGGAAAGGAAGUUAAAGAGGCUCGAAGAGGAGGAGGAAGAUGAAGAACCUGGCGAGUGGGAGAAGGUGAAGUGGGGAGCACCCAUGGUAAAGGAAAAACCUAAGAUGUUUGCCAAGGGCACUGAAAUUAACCAUGCUGUUGUUUUGAAGAAGCUUCAUGAAAUCUUACAAGCUAGAGGCAAGAAAGGCACAGACAGGGCUGCACAGAUUGACCUGCUUCAGUCUUUGGCUUCCAUUGCUGCUGAGAACAACCUGGGAGAAGGUAUGCAGGUGAAGAUCAAAUUCAACAUCAUUGCUUCGAUGUACGAUUAUAAUCCCAACCUGUCUGCCUGCAUGAAGCCUGAUAUGUGGAAGAAGUGCCUGGACUGCAUUGAUGAGUUGUUGGACCUCCUGUUUGAUAAUCAGAACAUCUUCAUUGGUGAGAACAUCGCCGAGGAUUCAGAGUCCUAUUCCGCAGACCAGCCUAUCAGAGUGCGAGGCUGUGUCCUAACACUGGCGGAGCGCAUGGAUGAAGAGUUCACAAAGAUUAUGCAGAACACAGAUCCACACUCUCAAGAGUAUGUGGAUAACUUGAAGGAUGAGGCCCGUGUGUGCAAGGUUAUUGAACGCUUACAGUCCUACAUGGAGCAGAAAGGUGCCACUGAGGAGAUAUGCCGCAUCUACCUGCGUCGCAUCAUGCAUACUUAUUAUAAGUUUGACUACAAGGCACAUCAGCGGCAGAUGGCCUCAAAGCAGGGUUCCAAGUCUGAGCAGGACCAGGCAGAGAAUGAGGGGGAAGACAGUGCAUUGUUAAUGGACCGACUUUGCAAGUACAUCUAUGCCAAGGACCGAACAGAUCGUAUCCGAACUUGUGCCAUUUUAUGUCACAUCUAUCACCAUGCCCUGCAUAACCGAUGGUUCCAGGCGAGAGACCUGAUGUUGAUGUCCCACCUUCAGGACAAUAUCCAGCAUGCAGAUCCACCAGUGCAGAUCCUUUACAAUCGGACAAUGGUUCAGCUUGGCAUCUGUGCCUUCCGCCAGGGGAUGACAAAGGAUGCUCACAAUGCUUUGCUGGACAUUCAGUCGAGUGGGAGAGCCAAAGAGCUACUAGGACAGGGCUUGCUGAUGCGCAACAUGCAGGAGAGGAACCAGGAGCAGGAGAAGAUCGAGAAGCGCAGACAGAUUCCCUUCCAUAUGCACAUCAACUUGGAGCUGCUCGAAUGUGUUUACCUAGUCUCUGCUAUGCUGCUUGAGAUCCCAUACAUGGCUGCUCAUGAGUUUGAUGCUCGUCGACGUAUGAUCAGUAAACAGUUCCACCAUCAGCUGCGAGUUGGCGAGAGGCAGCCACUUUUGGGUCCUCCGGAGAGCAUGCGAGAGCAUGUGGUGGCAGCUUCAAAAGCUAUGAAGAUGGGAGACUGGAAGACGUGCAAAGCAUUUAUCAUCAAUGAGAAGAUGAACGCUAAAGUGUGGGACCUAUUCCCUGAGGUGGAUAAAGUGCGGGAGAUGCUCAUCAGAAAGAUUCAAGAAGAGUCUCUCAGAACUUAUCUGUUCACCUACAGCAGUGUGUAUGAUUCUAUCAGCAUGGAAAGUUUAGCGAGGAUGUUUGAGCUGGAAUUGCCAACUGUCCACAGCAUAAUCAGCAAGAUGAUCAUCAAUGAAGAACUUAUGGCAUCUCUGGAUCAGCCUACGCAGACAGUGGUGAUGCAUCGCACAGAGCCCACCUCUCUACAGAACAUGGCUCUCCAACUGGCCGAGAAACUGGGAAACCUUGUCGAUAACAAUGAGCGUAUUUUUGACUUAAAACAGGGUACCUAUGGAGGCUACUUCAGUAGAGAUCAAAAGGGUUCCUACCAGCAAAAACAGAACUACCAACGAGGCUACCGUAACCAACCACAGUCACAGAGAGAAUACUAAUCUGUUGUAUUUAUUGGGACACCACCUUCUGGAAAGGCUUGUGAAGCCAUUGCUUUGUGGAGCUCUGGAAAAGACAGAUGGAUUACUUGUGCAUUGGAAACUACUUUUGUUUCAGCAUUUGCAUUCACAUUUGCAUAUUUUACUGUUGUGUACUGCAGAAAUGCAUUAAAGAUUUAUACCUGUGACCGUCA
Molecule: messenger RNA, 3052 nt
Organism: Protopterus annectens (West African lungfish)
Lineage: Eukaryota; Metazoa; Chordata; Ceratodontiformes; Protopteridae
Gene: EIF3C
Product: eukaryotic translation initiation factor 3 subunit C
Exons: 21
Coding region: 126-2861 (911 amino acids)
Biological process (GO): translational initiation
Cellular component (GO): eukaryotic translation initiation factor 3 complex
Molecular function (GO): RNA binding; translation initiation factor binding; translation initiation factor activity
Source: RefSeq, a predicted model, not a curated record